Messenger RNA from Adineta ricciae, 597 nucleotides. NCBI's taxonomy places the organism in Eukaryota, Metazoa, Rotifera, Eurotatoria, Adinetida, Adinetidae. The record is from the annotation of a GenBank genome assembly.
AUGUGGCUCCUGAUCAUCUCUUGUACAAUAAUUCUCGUUUCGAAAUUCUCCUUGGCAACAAUUGAUAUUCAAGCAUACAAUAGUUUUCAUUUGGAAGAUCAAUGUCAAACUUUGGGUGAUACAUGUCAACAAACGACUGACUGUUGUUCAGAUUUAACUUGUUAUCCUGUUGAAAAUCAAAAGCUUUGUUUGCCAUUUAACAAACGAAUGAAACGUUAUGCAGAGGAUUUCAUUAUUCCACCGUAUUACAAUCCGAGAAAUCAUCUCUAUCCGUAUGGAAUCAACAUGCCACCAUUUCCGUUUUACAAUGCCUACGGAACAAAACCAUCGAAAACCUAUCACAGAAAAUGGGAUCAUUGUCAAUUUCAUGAAGAUUGUGGCGAAAGCAAUUGUUGUUAUGUUCAUUUCCGAUUUCGUAGUUUACCAAAAUCAUUCUGUCGGCCGAAUCGAAAUCCGAAGAGUCAACUUUGCGAGCCGCUUACGAAAUAUCGUUCAUUGAAAGAUAUUCCAGCUUGGAAACAAGAGCAACAGCAGAUUCAAAACGCUCAGCAACAACAGCCAACAUUUCCAUUACGUACUUCGUAUUUAGGGCGAUAG